AUGCCAUUUCCAUCGUCGCGGCGGUACCGUCGCCUCCCAUCACCGUCUUUUCGUCGCCCUCCCUUCCCCUGCCCGUCGCGCUCCCUUCCCUGCCCGUCGCGCCCCCUUCCCUACCCGUGGCGCUCCCUUCCGUCAUUCCCGACACAUAUUGCCUUCUCGUCAUUCUCCCUUUUCGUGGCUAUUUUGUUUUUUUCCUGCACGUCGCCCUCGCUUCCCCUCCCCGUCGCGCUCCCUUUCCCUCCCCGUCUCGCUCCCUUCCCCUCACCGUCGUGCUGCCUUCCCCUCCCCUGUCGUGCUCCCUUCCCCUCCCCGUCGUUCUCCCUUCCCCUCCCCGUCGUGCUCCUUCCCCUCCCCGUCUCGUUCCCUUCCCCUCCCCGUCGCGCUCCCUUCCCCUCCCCGUCUCUUUCCCUUCCCCUCCCCGUCUCGUUCCCUUCCCUCCCCGUCUCGUUCCCUUCCCCUCCCCGUCGCGCUCCCUUCCCCUCCCCGUCUCGUUCCCUUCCCCUCCCCGUCUCGUUUCCUUCCCCUCCCCGUCUCGUUCCCUUCCCCUCCCCGUCUCGUUCCCUUCCCCUCCCCGUCUCGUUCCCUUCCCCUCCCCGUCGCGCUCCCUUCCCCUCCCCGUCUCGUUCCCUUCCCCUCCCCGUCUCGUUCCCUUCCCCUCCCCGUCUCGUUCCCUUCCCCUCCCCGUUUCGUUCCCUUCCCCUCCCCGUCUCGUUCCCUUCCCCUCCCCGUCUCGUUCCCUUCCCCUCCCCGUCUCGUUCCCUUCCCCUCCCCGUCUCGUUCCCUUCCCCUCCCCGUCUCGUUCCCUUCCCCUCCCCGUCUCGUUUCCUUCCCCUCCCCGUCGCGCUCCCUUCCCCUCCCCGUCCCGUUCCCUUCCCCUCCCCGCCGCGUUCCCUUCCCCUCCCCGUCUCGUUCCCUUCCCCUCCCCGUCUCGUUCCCUUCCCCUCCCCGUCUCGUUCCCUUCCCCUCCCCGUCGCGCUCCCUUCCCCUCCCCGUCCCGUUCCCUUCCCCUCCCCGCCGCGUUCCCUUCCCCUCCCCGUCUCGUUCCCUUCCCCUCCCCGUCUCGUUCCCUUCCCCUCCCCGUCUCGUUCCCUUCCCCUCCCCGUCUCGUUCCCUUCCCCUCCCCGUCUCGUUCCAUUCCCCUCCCCGUCUCGUUCCCUUCCCCUCCCCGUCUCGUUCCCUUCCCCUCCCCGUCUCGUUCCCUUCCCCUCCCCGUCUCGCUCCAUUCCCCUCCCCGUCUCGUUCCCUUCCCCUCCCCGUCUCGUGCCCUUGCCCUUCCCUUCUUUCCUCUCUUGUUCUUCCCUCCUUUCUCUCCUCGCCGUACCCUCCGCAUCCCAUUGCAUUCCACCGAGCACUGCAUCCCGUUUCGUCAUUUUCGCCAAGUCCGCUUCCCACCACUCUCGUUUCCCCCCUUGUACUUUCCCCCGUUCCCCCACUGCCCCCCCUUUCUUUCCCCGUGUCUCCCUUUUCGCCCAUGUUUCUCCCGCCUUUCCACCCUGUCCUGAAGUCCCUUGUCCCUCCCUCCCUUCCCCCGCUGACCUUCCCACCGUUUUCCCCCUCCCCCCUCCCUCCCUUUCCCCCGUGUCCUCCCUCCCCUUGCCCCUCAAUCCCUGA
Closterium sp. Yama58-4 is the source of this 1611-nucleotide messenger RNA. The record is from the annotation of a GenBank genome assembly. NCBI's taxonomy places the organism in Eukaryota, Viridiplantae, Streptophyta, Zygnematophyceae, Desmidiales, Closteriaceae.